Capsella rubella is the source of this 1655-nucleotide messenger RNA. RefSeq lists its product as uncharacterized. The transcript is spliced from 12 exons. The record is from RefSeq and is a predicted model, not a curated record. The coding region runs from base 42 to 1217 and encodes 391 amino acids. NCBI's taxonomy places the organism in Eukaryota, Viridiplantae, Streptophyta, Magnoliopsida, Brassicales, Brassicaceae. Gene Ontology annotation, molecular function: ATP hydrolysis activity; nicotinamide-nucleotide adenylyltransferase activity. Gene Ontology annotation, cellular component: nucleus; cytoplasm.
UGCCUGCUUUGCACAGAGAGACGACGACGACGAGAGAAACAAUGGCAGAGGCUGGCGCGAUCCGAACCAUCGUGGAAGCGAUUCACUCAUCGCCGACGCAAGCCGUCGUAUAUCUUUCCGGCGGUGCCUCUCAGUCUUUAGGUUGGUUAAUGUCAGUUCCAGGAGCUUCUAACACACUUCUUGAAACCGUGGUUCCGUAUUCUAUGAUCUCUAUGGUCCAAUUACUCGGAAGGGUUCCGAAUCAACAUUGUAGCCAAGAAAUUGCGAAUGAGAUGGCUUUGUUAGCUUAUAAUCGUGCUCUUAAGCUAUCUAAACCAGGAUAUGCGGUUCUUGGUGUCGGUUUCACGGGAACAUUAGCAACUUCCCGGCCAAAGCGUGGGGAUCAUAGGUUUUUUCUGUCAAUCAGAGCAUCUAACCGGAUAUGGGAAACUUCAGUCACUUUAAUAAAGGGAAAACGAAGCCGAGAGGAAGAAGAUAAAUUGGCAAGCUGUGUACUAAUCCAGGCUAUGGCCAAGGCAUGCCAAGUUUCUGAGACACUUGACUCUGGCUUGACUGAGUCUGAGGUGCUUAAUGAGUCUGAAACCCAGUUUAGUGAAGAAGAAGAACUAGAGCAGCUUAUAGAUGGAAAAUUGUGCUCUAAGAUUUAUCCGUUUUCCAAAACCGAAUCAUACGGGUCGGAGAAAAAUAGAAAGAUUAUACUGCCUGGUUCGUUUAACCCGUUACAUGAAGGUCAUCUGAAGCUGUUGGAAGCUGCAAUGAGUGUUUCUGAGACCGGAGGGUAUCCAUGUUUUGAAAUAUCUGCGGUAAAUGCAGACAAACCAUCACUUACAGUUACAGAGAUUAAAGACCGUGUCAAGCAAUUUGAAGUACUUGGAAAGACGGUGAUAGUUUCAAAUCAACCAUUCUUCUACAAGAAAGCUGAAAUCUUCCCAGGAAGUAGUUUUGUAAUUGGCGCCGACACUGCAUCAAGGCUUAUAAAUCCAAAGUACUAUGAAGGAAGCAAAACAAGAAUGUUGAAGGUACUAGGUGAUUGCAAACGAACAGGUUGCAAGUUCCUUGUUGGUGGCCGCAAUGUAGACGGUGUAUAUAAGGUUGGUGGCGAUCUUGAUAUUCCGGAUGAAAUAAAGGACAUGUUUAUCUCAAUUCCAGAAAACACAUUCCGGAUGGAUAUAUCCUCUACAGAGGUAAGAAAGAAGCAAAGAGGUUCUGUUUCAUAAUACACGAAGUAAUGACACGCAUCAAAGUCCGUAAAUGUUAGUAACACGCAUGAAACAGCUCUCAAUAGAAUGGGAUGUCAUGGUAAUCUUCGUAUGUAUGUGUAUGCUGAGAAAGAGAAACAAUAAGUACUCGAUGUUGCACAGGAUUCUUCAUUGUUUGAACUCGAGAAAAUUUGUUCUCUUAUUACUAGAUCCUCCCGAAAUGCCAUCUCUUUCCGCAGACUCAAUGGUUGAUUGUGCAGAAGUUCUUGGUAGAGGAAAACCUGUAAGCGAUGAUGCCUCCUGUGCUGAUUUGAGUUAGAUAUUUUGUUUUCUGUCGAAACAUGUUUGGGGUUAAUAAUGUAUGAGAUAGAAUUUUGUUUCAAACAUCAAAAACCAAAUGUUUCGUCUCUACCGUAACAAUAUGAUUACCAAUAUUGCAUAAGACUUUGGACUUUA